Molecule: messenger RNA, 576 nt
Organism: Chondrus crispus (carragheen)
Lineage: Eukaryota; Rhodophyta; Florideophyceae; Gigartinales; Gigartinaceae
Product: ribosomal protein L24
Exons: 2
Coding region: 1-492 (163 amino acids)
Biological process (GO): ribosomal large subunit biogenesis
Cellular component (GO): nucleolus
Source: RefSeq, a predicted model, not a curated record
AUGAGGCUGGAAAAAUGUUACGUCUGUUCGUCCACCAUAUACCCAGGGCACGGCGCAAUGUUUGUGCGCAACGAUUCAAAAGUUUUCCGCUUCUGCCGCUCCAAAUGCCGCAAGAACUUCAACAUGAAGCGUAACCCACGUAAGCUUCGCUGGACCAAGGCCUUCCGCGCAGCUGCCGGAAAAGAGCUCGUCGUUGACUCUUCAUUUGCUUUCGAGCGCCGUCGCAACCGCGUCGAGAAAUACGACCGUGAGGUCGUGGCCACCACCUUGCGCGCCCUGCCGACUAUCGACAAGAUCAAGUCGGCCAGACAGAAGGAUUUCUACAAAACGAGAAUGGUUACGAGAGUCAAGGAAACGAGGAAGGACGCGCUUCGCGAGCUUGCCACGGGCGCAGAUAUCGUGCAACCGCUCAUUGUCAGACAAAAAAUCGCAGAGCGCAAGGAUGUGGCGGUUCAACAGAUGGAAGAGGAGGUCGCGCGUAUCGAGGAGUGACAAAGGGUUUGUGCUUGGCCCUACCCCAGGCCUCAGGUAUCUUCCUUGGCGAUGUACGAUUGUCCGUAAAUUAUUCUUUUUGCA